AUGAAAUUUAUUUUUUUAAUAUUAUCAUUACUCAUUACUUUAAUUUCUACAAUUCAAAGUCAAGGUUAUUCAGAUGUAGUGUUAGUUGAAAAUCAGUUGAUUUCCAAUAUCGAAUCAUUACCAUCAUGUAAUGAUGAGCCCAACCAUUCUUGUAUGAAUGAAAAUUGUUACUAUUGUCCAGGAAACAAUAUGGGUUUUGACAAUGGAAUGUGUACAUGUGAUGGAAAUCCUUGUCCAAUGUGCUCAAUGGGAACAUCUGGAACUUCUACUAGUUCAGGUUCAUCUGCAUCAUUUACAGAGUCAUCAACCACUGAUACCACAUCUGGCUCAGUAACCUCUUCUUCCUCUUCCUCCACAUCUGUUCCAACAUCAACAUCAACAUCCUCUUCAUCUACAUCAUCAACAUCUUCAUCUUCAUCAACAACAUCUUCCCAUAUUGAAGUUAGUAUAUGUGGAUAUUGUCAAGAAACAUGUACAGGAUCUAGUCAAUGUCAAACCUACAUAACUGGUCAAUGUUUAUUAUUCUCACGUAUCUGUGGUAAUGAAGCAGGUGAACAACUUGGAUAUGGAGUUUUAGGGUAUCAACCAGGAUCAGAAAGUCCAUAUUCUGUUGCACUCUAUUCAGAUUCCGCCUGUACCUCUGCCAGUCCACUUUUAUUCAAUUCAACUUGUGGAGAAUGUAUUGAUUCCAAUCUCAAUGCUUUUGUUGCUUGUAGUUCAUCAACUUCUGAUGCUUCAUCAACUCAAAUAAAGAUGGUUAGAUUAUCACUUUCAUUAACAGCAGAGACUGAAGAGAUUAAAAACAUAUUCCCAUGCAGUGAUAAAGUAUGGUUCUUUAAGAUUAAAUGUUCAAAUUGUCUAACUGUAUCUGAUAAGUUUAUUGGUAUUGAUCCUGCUGAACAAAUAGAAAUUGGUAAAUCAACAGUUAAUUUAUCAAUGAAAUGUAAAUCGUGUACAAGAGAAAAUAGUGUAACGAUUGAACCAGCAUUAUCUAUUCAAGACAGAGAAAUUGAAAGUGGACAAAAGAUUGAAAUGGCUAGAUUCGAUUGUAGAGGUCUUGAAUUGGAAGAAUUUGAUCCAAGAGAUGCUUGGAUGGUUAUUUCAACCUCUGGAAAAACAUAUAAAGAUGUUGAUUUGGAUGAGGAUUGGAGUGAAUAUGAUGAACGUUCAUCAAGUUCUCUAACCAUUUUGGAUAUUAGUUCAGAUAUUACAAAAAUAAAAUAA
Molecule: messenger RNA, 1224 nt
Organism: Cavenderia fasciculata
Lineage: Eukaryota; Evosea; Eumycetozoa; Acytosteliales; Cavenderiaceae
Product: DUF866 family protein
Exons: 6
Coding region: 1-1224 (407 amino acids)
Molecular function (GO): zinc ion binding
Source: RefSeq, a predicted model, not a curated record